AUGCAGGGCGCGGCCCAUCUCAAGAGCCAGCUGUUUGCCAAAGGCGAGGAGCGGCAAGUCGAAGUCAACCAGCGGCAUCUCAUCGAUAAAAUCUUGGCCCGCUACAGUUCCGAGUUCACCCUGUUUCGCGAGCUCAUCCAGAACGCCAACGAUGCCGGGGCUACGCACAUUGAGAUCGUGCUCACGUCGCCCACCUAUCGUCCUCCCUCCACGUCACCCGCUACCGACUCAGCCUCGACAACGGCCUCCUCCACCGCUGGCGCCGUCCCCGAGUCCUCGGCCUCGUCCGCCGCCUCGUCCAUCCUCAGCAUCUUCAAGUUCGGCUCGUGGACCGCCGGCCCGGCACUAGAGAAGGAAAAAGAAAAGGAAAAGAACGAUGGCGACGGCGGCAAAAAGAAGCAGACGAAGAGGGCAGACGACCAUGCCCUGCAGUUCGGAUCCUGCGAUGCCACCGAGAUCAAGAUCCAAAACAACGGACGCGCGUUCACGGAGGAGGACUGGACGCGUAUCAGGAAGAUCGCCGAGGGCAACCCCAACUCCGACGCCUGCGGCAUGUUCGGCGUGGGCUUCUACUCGGUGUUUGCCAUCUGCGAACAGCCCAUCAUCAAGUCGGGCGACGAUUGCCUCAUUUUCCAUUGGCGCGGUGAUAUGCUGGUGACCACGAGGGCCAAGGUGGAGGAUACGACUGAAGACGCCGGCGUCGCCGUUGAAGAGGAGGACGCCGAGCGUAAGGCGGCUGUGGCGACGGCGGCCGAAGCGGCGAAGCGGAAGGACUGGGUGGCGUUCGUGCUCGAGACGCGCGAGGUGAUGCCGUUCGACCUCGACCUGCUGAGCCGAUUCGUCGUCAAGUCGGUCUCCUUCACUACCAACGUCCAGUCCAUCUCGCUGAUCGUGAACGACAUCAAGCUCCUCCAAGUCCACACCAAUGUAGAUAAACGGAGCACGGAGGCGCGUGAGAAGGAGACUGAGGAGGUGGCAGUGCCCAGAGUUACCAAGGACGACGUGAAGCGGCGACAGAAGGAGCACGGCUACAUGUCCAUCGCCUCGAUCAAGGCGCAGAGGAUGACGGUCAAGGUCGACCGAUAUCCGUUCACCAAGCCUCUCUUUGUAAAGAUGCGUUUGCUCAACGCACAGGUGGACGUGCACUGGGAGUUCUACCCAACGUACCUCGAGAACAUGAAGCGCAUCCUCAAGAAGACGCCGCCGAGCCGCACCAGCAUACUCCUGCUCUACAACUUUGACGAUGACGACGAAGAAGCUUCCGACCAGUUGAAGGCCUUGGACUCGACCACCAACAAGGCGAAGGGCUCGCAGUACGACCCCACGGCUUCUUCAUCGUCAUCGUCGACGUCGACGCCCGGUGGUGGCCUGUCGUCGUUUUGGUCAUCGCUGGUCAACGGUGGUCCAUCGUCGUCAACGCCGGCACAGCAGUUGAUCGACGAUGGGCUGGGCGGCGGUCAGGCCAGGAAGGUGGACGACCUCGUGGUGGACCUCUUCCCGUGCCCCAACAACGGACACAUCUUCAUCGGCUUCUCGACCCAGCAAACCACCGGCACCGGGUUCCACCUUGCUGCCCAGCUGAUCCCCACGGUCGAGAGGGAGAACAUAGACUUCCAGGAUGUGUACAUAUCCAACUGGAACUGCAAUCUGCUGGCUGCCGCGGGCCAGGUCUCUCGCCUGUACUACGACCACAUCAUGAAGAAGAUCGAGAGCACUCGCAUCCAACCAGAGCAAGAGCAGAUUCUCGAGCGCGAGAUCGUCAAUUUGCUCUCUGCUCACAGCUUCGCGCAGAGUCACCCGAGCGAGAAGGUCGUCCGACUGCUCAAUCAGUACUUCUUCGUGCACCCACUUCAGUACGCCAACGUGACGCCGCUCGCCCAACAGCAACGAAUUCCGCCGACACUGUUUUUCAUUCCUUCGACCGCCGGUAUAUUGACGUGCGACAAGGUGAGGCUGCCGUACCUGGACAUGGAGGAUUUUCUGGUCCAGCGUGGUUCCGGGACGACCACUGCAAUUGUUCCCAAGUCGCUGCUCAAGAAGUGCGACAGGUUCUUCCACCACCUCAAGGUCCGCAACAUGGUGCGCGAGAUCUCGUUGGACGACCUCCUGGACGAACUGAAGCGUAGGGAGCUCUCGCUGGACGAGCUCACCCAGGUCGUCAAGUGGUUCAGCAAGCCGCAGGUCGAGUACGCACUGUUCGUGAACCAACGAAAGAAUGUGCUCAAGCUGCUGUCGAGCCUGACGGUCGUCGUGCGCGAGACCAAGGAGCAAGAGGUAAUCGAGCCAAGCGGUGACGGCGCCCCAGCGGCGACGGCCGCCGUGGUUUCGUUCCGGCCCGUGCGCCAGAAUCUGGGCGAGGUCCAGUUCUUCGUGGGUGCGAGCAAGGCCAUGCGCGGCCUGCCCCUGCCGCCCGCCACGCUGGACCCGUUCAUUUCGGCCUCGCUGAGCGCGGUGCUGCACAAGAACCUCCUGCUCAAGCGGUUCGGCUGGCGCGAGCUCACCGCCUGGGACUGGUGGGGCCACAUCCGCAACAACCUACACCUCCUCACCGCCCCAGGCGGCACGGAUGUGUUGAAGCACAUCGCGGAGUUCUUUCCGCACCUGCCCGAGGGCAACAAGAACGAGGUGGUGGCCGUGCUGCGCCAGGUCGCCUGCAUUCCUAUCGAGCCCAGACAGGCGUUUAGGCGACCGGAGGAGGUCUACUUUCCGAGCGUGCGGCUCUUCUCCGAUAUCGACCACGUGCGAGCCGACAUCAUCCGCCACGACACCAAGCCCUUCCUCAAAGCCCUCGGCGUGCGCGACACGGUCGACCUGAAGCUCGUGCUCGGGCGUCUGGAGCAGCUGCGAUGGAACGUCAGGGACCUGGUCGACUACCUGACCAAGCAGCAGCCGUCCUUCACCCCGGCCGACUGGAAUCUGCUUCGGAAUUCAGCAUUCCUGCCGGCUGUGGUCUACAAGCGUAAGGUGGCGACCGCUUCCGCCGCAGCUGAUGACAGCACCACGCCCAUCCCAGCAGCAGCGCCGGCCGAAGGCGGCGUUAUGGCCGUCGGAGCGCCGGUGGCGCAGAGGCGGAGGGCCGCGGCGGAUGUGUUUGCGACCGAGUUCGAUGAGAUGCGGGACAACAUCCCGCGCAAGGCCAGCGAGCUGUUCUUCCCGGCCGACGAGAUGAAGGCCCUGGGCUUUAUCGUGCUCGACUGGUCGCCCAAAGCCGCCGACCAGCAGCAACCGCAGCAGCAGCUCGACCCCAAGUCCAAGCAGGCCCAGCUGCUCAAGAAGAUCGGCCUGCUCGACAAGCCCGACCUCUUGUCCCUCGUGAUACUCGCUUCCUCCUACCCAUACGACGGGGCGGACGAGCACAGCGAAGGCGAGCAGAUGCGGGAGAAGAUACUCAAGUACAUGGAGGCCAACGCCGCGGAGCUGCUCCGCGCCCAGCCGCACGGCUUCAACGUCCGCGACAUCGAGAUGCGGUUCCUCCCCGCCCGUGCCCGGCCGCCGCCCGAGGUUGGUGCGCAGCCGCAGCCGCAGGCCGAGUACGGUCGGCUCCUGUGCGACCCCAAGCGAUGCUUCCUGAACGACUCGCCGUUCGGGUUCCCGGUGGUCGAGGAGCGGUGGCGCGGGCUGGCCAAGAAGCUCAAUAUCGCGGCCGACCCUCCGCUGACCAGCAUCAUCGACAUGAUUGUGAAAGCGCCGCCGGCGGACCAGAAGAGCGGCGAGGAGGUGUUCGAGUACCUCUACUCGCGCCUCCAGGAAUUCACCCGCGAGGACCGCCGCACCCUGCUCGCCACCCCCUUCAUCCCGCUCACCUACGGGCGGCCCACCGUGCGGAUGUCCGCCACCCACGAGGUUUUUAUUACGGACAGCUUCCAGCUGCUGAGGAAUGGGGAGAGGAGGGACGAGCAGCGGAAGCAGAUCACGGCCAGGCUCACCAAAACGCGCCAGGCCAUCCAGGACCUGGAGACCAAGAAGGGCGCCGCGCCCACCUCUGACGACAAGCUCCGCGCCAAGCUGGCCCGACAGGAUCCCAAGGCCUCCGCUGCUCAGUUUUCGCAGCAGCAGCACUACCUGUUCCAGCUCAAGACGCUGCAAACGGAGGAGAGCAAGGCGCUCAAGGAGCUCAAGCGGCUCGAGGCCGAGGCGGACAAGGAGCUCCGCGACCGCGCCCCACCGGCCGUCGUCGCCCCCGCCAGCCCGGCCGCCGCCGCUGCCGCCACCGCCGUCGCCGCCGCCAAGCGGUCGGCCUUUGACGUGUUCGACAAUCUGCUCGAGUUCGUCGACUUUGGGGAGCGGGGCAACCAGUUCCUGCGCAGCUGCGGCGUCGAGGAGUACCCGACGCCCGAGCAGUUCGCCAACAACAUCAUGCGGCACCACCAGCGCUACCUGGCCAAGAACGGCGUCGCGCGGUACCUCCGGCUGCUCUCCCUCUUCGCCGCCGCCUUCCCCCACAUCGCCCCACCGCCACCAACGACCACCACCGCCACGCCGGCCGUGUCGUCGUCGUCGGCUCUGCUGAAUCAGCUGCGCCAGUGCCCGUUCUGCGUGGCCCUUCGGUACACGGACGAUGACGAUGACGAUGGCGGCAGCGGCGGCGGCGGCGGCGGCGGCAAGAAAGGUGGAAAAGAAGAGGAGGAGGAAGAGGAGGAGAAGGUGCGGGAGGAGACGGCGUUGAUGAAGAAGGCGAGCGAGUGCUACCUGAUCGACAACGAGCGGUUCGCCAAGCUGUUCAACCCGCCGCGCAUCCCGCAUGGCUCGGGCGACGCCGCCUUCUCCUCGUCGGCUCUCGAGAAGAUGUACGAAAGCCUCGGUGCCAAAUGGAUCACGAGCGAUGUGAAGACGAGCUGCCAGCGGGAGGGCGAGCUGCGGGCCACGCCCAAGGCCAAGAAGCUCAAGCGUCUGCUGACCGACCGCAAGCCCCUCCUGGUCAACAACAUGAACGGCCAGCGCCGCAAGAACCUGCGCUCCAACGCCGAAGACGUCCUCAGCAAGCUGCAGGUGUUUGCUGUGGCCAAGAUCGAGCGAGUGCUCACCUUCAAACAUCAGCGCGUCACCGAAGAAGCCAGCGUCGCCGUCAUGAACCACGAGAACGGCAAGCUGGCCCUGUUCAUCGUGGAGGCGAUGGAGUUGGACUACUUCGACAUCGGCACCGAGCUGGUGGGCCUCCUCUACCGCAAGUCCGUCCACGACGACGCCCUCCUCACCGCCAUGCUCCUCCAGACCCCGCUCCCCACCCUCCGCAAGCGAGGGUGGCCCGUGGAUCGGCUGUUGCAGAAGGAGGACGGGGGCGGCGCCGGUGCCCUGGUCUACCACGGCGCCGUGCAGCCGCGCGAGCUGCAGCUGCAGCCAAGUGAGCCGCCGGUCGGGAAAGGCGGCGGCAGCGGCCGCGAAGGCCGGCAGAUGACGUCAGCACCGCCGUUGUCGCAGCCGCCCAAGGCCGACAGUCAGCCGACGAAGCGGCCGUCGGGCUUCUUCCAGUCGCUCUGGGACGCCAUCGCUGCGCCGCCGGCGCCAGCGGCACCGCCGGUUACGCCAAAGCCGACCACCACCACCAACGCCCCGGCGCCGCUGCAGAUGGAGACGACCGGCGGCCGAAGAGCCAUCGCCGCCCCGGCCGAAUCCAGCGCCGGUCCUCCUCCGCGCCAGGUCCCGGACGUGCAGACAGCCGGCGGCGCUGAGAUCGUGAGCCGCGUCAAGCAUGAGGCCGACGACCCGAUCGACGCCCAGCGCAUGUACCAGCAAAUGGAAAGUGAGGCGAAGAGGGCACUGCAGGGCGUGAGCCAGGGCGCGUCGCAGGUGAUCCACCAGCAGCCCGGCGAACGGAACGAGGUGAACUACUUCUGCGAGGUGCUGCCCGAGCAGACGCUGGUCAACGUGGACCAGGUCCACGGCGUCACCCUCUACCUCGAGGAGGGCUCCACCCUCGGCGCUCAGGUGAUGGCCCAGGUUUUGCUGCAGCUGGCCGGCGUGUUUGGGAUUCCCGCCAAUUCGCUGCACAUGUGGAUCGGCUACAAGGGCAGGCGCAUUGCAUUCAACCGCGGGAACAGCCUCUACUUCAACCUCACCGUCUUCAUCGACCUUCGCUUCCGAGCCUGUUGA
This is a messenger RNA of Acanthamoeba castellanii str. Neff, 6090 nucleotides long. RefSeq lists its product as uncharacterized. The record is from RefSeq and is a predicted model, not a curated record. The transcript has 32 exons. Lineage: Eukaryota; Discosea; Longamoebia; Acanthamoebidae. The coding region runs from base 1 to 6090 and encodes 2029 amino acids.